AUGGUCAACCGUCCAACCAAGGAAGGGCCAAUGGCCUGUCCCAAGGAUUACAUGCAUGAAUACGCAGGUGAACUGGCGAAACUGCGCAAAGGAUGUAUCAAACUCCUGAAGAACCACGAACUGAACACUCCCAAUACCCACUGGAUGGGAGGCGACAAUGCUCCCGAGAAGCCUGACCUGAACGAGGACAAAGCCCUCCUCCCGCUAGCAACCGAAGUCACCAUAGUGAACAGAAAACCAGAUUUCCCACCCCCGUUCGUCCGCCUUAGCGAUGAACUCGUGUAUUUGGCCACCAAAUUCCUCUCAUCAACUGAACGUGGCCGGAACUAUCCCUACGACUUCCUUCCAGGCGGUGAUAUCGAUCCUGACCGCGUUCCUUCAGGUGUCGGCCCUCUCGACUGGGCCCAUGGCUUGCCUUUCUUCCCCGUCUAUAAAGGAUACUAUAUCCUUUGCGGAAGGGCAAACGCACACUGGAUUGGAUGGAUUCUGCAUGAGAAGUGUCAGGCCGUGAUGAGGAAAUACCCCAUUUGGACCAUCGGACCCGUUGUUGCUCCUGGAUCUGCGGUUGCACUUCAUCGGUCAGUUGAUCGCCAAUUGCACACUCAUAUGAUUGCGAGUGCCAAGGAGUGCGUGAGAAAUCUCGAGAAACAUCCCAAGGCGCGCGAUGUCGUUUCUCGGGCUCACGAUGAAGGGUCAAUUGUGCCGAAGGAUAUUCACGAGGGUGUCAUGAUCACGGCUAUUUACAAUGUUCAGGGCUACUCAAUCCAUGUUGGACCCACAGGCCCGGUUGGAGGUGCGCCUGUUACCAUGACGAAGGAUUGGUUUGCAAAGUUCGUAGGACAUAAUUUCGAUUACGAUGCUGCUUCGAGGGUGAAUUUUGCCAAUGAGAAGUCUCCCCGUGUCUAUGGUGGUGUACAUGAUGAUCACGACGAAGAGGAAGAGGAAGUGGAUGGAAACUCGACCGAUGGAACCGAUGAAACCGAUGUCAUGGAUGAGACGGCAGAUAGCCAGAUCGUGGCUCCUGAAGAUUGGACCAUGAAUUGCGAUGUCGAAGGGGAGACUGAGAUCACCGAGCCGGUCAAGGAGGAAAUUGCUCCCAUCGAAAAUCUUCAUGUCGCCGAGCCCAAGCAAACCUCCAACGCUGAAACCUUUCACGUCGCUCAACCUGAGACUGCUCGGGUCAUCGAAGCUCCUGAAAUCGCCAUGUCCGAGGAAGUAUUCUGCGCCAAAAGCAUCGACACCACUGAUCCCGAGGACAUGAACAUCAACGAAACACCUGCUAAGCCUGAGGAAGCAUCCCGCGCUGAAAGCAUCGAUGCUGAUCCCAAGGACGUGAACGUCAACGAAACAUUUGUUAAUAUAGAAGACAAGGGCCAGGAAAAAGACAGUGAUGGAGACAAAGAUGUCCAAAAUGCCGAGCGUCUCGCGUUGUUCAGGGAUUUGAACGACAAGGAAGCCUUGGAUUCCAACCAAGACGCGCAAGCCCACCCCAGCGGAAACUAA
Penicillium odoratum is the source of this 1503-nucleotide messenger RNA. RefSeq lists its product as uncharacterized. Bases 1 to 1503 code for a protein of 500 amino acids. The record is from RefSeq and is a predicted model, not a curated record. Lineage: Eukaryota; Fungi; Ascomycota; Eurotiomycetes; Eurotiales; Aspergillaceae. The transcript has a single exon.